AUGCACAAGCGCCUCCCGUCAGGUACUGCCCUCGUUGUUCUCAGAAGGCCGUGAAGGAAAGGCCUCCGUUUGGUGACACCUUUUCCCAUAACUCAUUGUGGCCUGUUUCUUCUUCAGAAACAAGAGCGGCUGUAUCUUCUUCUUCUUAUUAUUAUUAUUAUUAUUUUGAUAAAGUAAUAAUGAUAAGUAAAUAAAUAAUGCGCGCGCCUCGACCUCUUCCACGAAAUCCUUCCAUCGUAACUAUUCAACCUGCCAAAAAUUCCAACGCCUUUUUUGCCAUGGUUUGACCCCUUUCCGUUUUGACAAAGCCUGCAACUACAUUUGGUCGUUUGACAAUUGUCAAUUUCAAAAUCUGAAAAACUAAAUAAUUUUUUUUUAAAGUAUUCUACAAAUACUUUCCAUGUCUCCUCAAAAUCACCUCUCCUGCACAUUCCCCAUCUUAACAGCAUGUCAGUUUAUCAUCAAUAGCUAUAUCCCACACCUCUUUGUAUCAGUCUUCCAUUUUAUGUUUGGCGACUACAUCUUAAAUCUGCUCUCUCUCGAAGGAAGAGCUCCACCUGUUAAGUUGCAGCCUGCCAAACAGUUGUGAAAACGUGGCACCCAAACCCAGGCCAUGAGCGUAACCAGGAUUUUUGUUUGGAGGGAGGGCAGAACCUCAGGUUUUUAUUGAUUUUUGCCGAUUUUUUUUCUGCCCCCCCAUAACCCAGGCUGGAGCAAAAGUUAAGAAUCCUGCUGCUUUUAGGGUGACCAAAUGCAAAAGGGGCAGCUUUUCUCUUGCCUGCAUGUUAACAAGCUGCCCCUGUGAAAACCACCUCCUCUUCUGUGUUACCGAUAGUUGUUACAAAUAAAUUCCUAAGAUUGCUGUCUAUGUGUUAUUUCAGAUCUCUCAAAGCGCAACUGCAGGUGUCUGAAGUGUACAAAGGGAAAAGAAUGGUGCAUAUGUGUUAAAGUUCGCUACAUGCAGCAGUUUCAAUACAUCUCAGUAUCUCAUGUUGUUUUUAUGUAAUGAACUAGUCAGGAGGUUUUUUCUGCAGGGGGUAGGGUAAUCUAAAGGCACGAAAACAAUACAGAAAACAUUCCCUCUGUCAUUGGAAGUGGUGCUCUUUCGUUUGCGAUUUCACUACAGUUAACCAUAACCAAUGCGAACAUGACUAUCAAUAUAGCUGGUUGAUAAUAUGACAUUUUCAGUUCUCAUAGUUCUGCAGUUCAACACAUUUUUUAUGUUUUUCAGUUAGUUCAAAUAAAAAACUUUUCAGCAGAAUCCCCUUUGAUUUAAAUGGAAGCACAAUUAAUCUAGCUGCAUUUUUUAUAAAAAGCCAUGGCAAUUCUAAGAACUGCAGCUACAUAGGAUUGUUGACAUAGCAGUUUCUGCCUAUGAAGCAAGGAUUUCUUGCAACCACAAAGUGGUUUAUUCUAACACUAGAAUUUAUACUUCGGUGGUAUUAGUAUGAAACUACGUACUGUAGCUAAUCCCUCCUCAAAACCCAAAGAUUCCAUGUUGUUUAUGGUUUAUCCCUUUAAAUCCUAAUCUACAAGUGUAACCAAACUAUAAGCACAUGGAGCUGAAUUUGCUUUCACUCUUCUAUAAAACAUAACUUUAAUCUGCAAUCAACAGUUCAAAAAGUGGUCUGAGACUACAUGUUUUAAGACCUUUCCCAAAAUUACUAACUUUUAAUAAAUUGUUCAAUAGUGCUCCAAAUGAGAUUUUUCUAUAUUAUGAAUUAUACCGGUAAUUACACUCUCGUCUCUCUCUCCUCCCUCUGCUGCUUUCCUGUUGUUGUCGUUAUAUUGUAAUGGUAAACUCAUUGGAGACAGGGAGCUUGCAUAUGGAACUUUAAGUCACACUGCUGGCAGUGAAUAAAUAUUAACAACAACAAUUUAAUCCUUUAGUUUAAUUUAACCCUGAUUCUCCUGGAAAAUGUUUGAAUUCAUAAAAAAGCAAGGUAAUGAAAAGUUGCCCUUUUAAUUAUUUCCAAACCUUAUAACUGCUGAACAAUUGUUGCACAAAUUGCAACGUGACAACGCUGAACGCAUGACACUUGUUUAAUAGUAAAAGGAGUUAACUGGCUUUCAGUUCAACAUGACUACUGGCCUGGCUCCCCCCCCAUAUUCCUCAGAGCUGCCAAGUGUUCCAGAGGACUAAAAGGCAACAUGCCAGAGCUCUGCAGGGGAAGUGUGCAAGAGGACACGUACAGGACACAAACAUCUAGGUACAAAGCAUUCAUCCUGACUGCUCUGCUACCAGAAACUGCGGCUUUCCAGAUGUUGUUGGACUAACUCCUAUAAUCACGUACCAUUGGCUAUGUUGAGGGGAGCUGAUGGUAGCUGGAAACCAACAGCAUCUGGAAGGCCACAGGUUUCCUAACCCAUAUUUUAAGACCUAAACAUCUGGAACCCAUGGUACUUGAGGCCUCUCAUAUUUGCCUGCCCAGCAAUUCAGAUCUUCUUUAGAAACCCUUCUCAGGGUGCCCACAAAUAAUGUGCCACUGUCGACCUGUAAUACUUUGGAUUUAAAUUGGUUCUAAUAUUUAUGUCUUUUUUAAAAUCUGGUUGUUGUUUGCCAGUUAGUGGCUCAGUCAGUACAGCAUGAGACUCUUAAUCUCAGGGUUGUGGGUUCAAGCCCUAGAAUGCAAAAGAUUCCUGCAUUCCAGUUCUGUAAUUCUAUGAAAGAGACCCUUGGAUCGUAAGGGAUGAAGAGCGGUCUAGAAAUACAAUCAGUCAGUCAAUCAAAAUAAAUAAAAAAGCAGCAUCUUAGUUGUGAAGUUUCAGCUUUAGACCUCUCUUCGCUUUUCAGUUAAGCAGGCCCACAUCCUCAUUACUUUUAGGUGACCUUUUAAACUCUCUCUAGCAUUUAAUGAAAAUUGAUUUUGCUGUUGUUGCAGACUGAGGCUGUGGUUCUAAACACAUUUAGUAGGGAAUAAUGAGCCCCACUGAUCACAGCAGGACUCACUUCUGAAUAAACACAGAUGUAUCUAGCAAGCAUUGUCCCACACUUUCCAGUGCACUUUCCUUAUUGGAAGGAGUCUGAGCUUUUGGGGGAAGCAGUUACAAAUCAGCUUUAAAGAGUUAUAAAUCAGCUUUAAUUGUGCAGCCUUAAUUUGCCAAUAUGGAAUUGACUCCCACUCGAAAAUAGUGACAGUCUGGGAUCCCUCUUUGACUGAAAGGCAAACUUGAACUAUUUUAAUAAAUAAUGGAUAGAUAAUUACCCAACUGAGACUUAAUCUGUCCUUUGAGGGAGCCCUGGGGAUUGGUUCUAUGAGGAGGUCUAAGGAUUUCUGACAAAAUUCUCAGAGCUUCUAACCAAACUGAACUUUUUCAAGAUACUUCUCGGGAAGCUAUGGCAGUUCCACCAAUGCAAAAAUAAUAUGGAGCAGUAGUCAAUUAAGUUUUACUCGAAGUAGAUCCAUUGAAAUUAAUGGGCCUAACUUAGUCAUGUUCAUUAACUUCAGUAGGCCUUUGCUGAGUAAAACUUAGUUGAAUACUAACCAUAGAUUUUUAGUGUAGGCAUUCUUUAAGAUGAAGGCCAUAAGGUGGAUCUAAGAUUUAUUUAUAUGUUUAUCCUGUCCUUUCUUUAAGGCAUCAUAGAUGGUUUACUCACACACACACAUUUUGUCCACAGCAGCCCUGUAAUGUGGCUGAAAGGUAGCGACUAGCCUAAGAGUCAAAUGACUGAUAUGCUUGCUUUAUUGGAUCUGUUUCCAGGCUCAAGCUCAGCAGCUUCCAAGAAAUGUGACUUUGUAGAUCACGUUUCUAUGAUGUUUCUUCGUCAUGGUGCACUUGACUUGAGUACAAAAACUUUUCCCCUAGUUGGGUCUAUCUAGAAGUGGCACAUGGUACGUUGAUCCCGAGGUAAGGUGUUUUUGUUUUGUUUUUCAUUUCAUGUAGGUCAGUUUUUCUCAAAAUGUGCAACCUUUAACUCUGCUACACGGUGUUUAGUUUAACAUUUAACAUGCACUUUCAGAAUUAUUCAUUGCUGUUUUCACCAUGGUUAAAAGAAAAAGAAAGUGAAAUGAAGGAAACCAGUUGACACCAAAAUGGAAAGCUGUUCCUAUCUCUGUGACAGAAAACUGUCAUUAUGUUUGGCUAAAUUAAUAAUAUUGUUGCAUUCGACAAGAUUCCAGAGCAAAUGGGAAUUUUUAUGGCAAUAAUUGAUUCUUAAUUGUUUGUGCUAGGUGUACGUGGCCCUUUAGCAAAUUACUCUGUAGUUGUAUUCUGCAGUAUUUUAUUAUACUGGAAUAAUAUUUAUUUCUGACAUAUUUUAGAUUAUUGUUUUAAUGAUUGAUUGCCACCCUGUGCUCUAGUCUAGAAGAAAGGAUGGGGUAAAAAAGAAAAAGAGCCUUCCCAACUUUAAAUAUGAUUGGCAAAGUGCUAGAGAGUGAUAACUAUUUCUCAAUAUUUAUCUACUUAUUGCAUUUAUAGCCCACCUUUUUCUGCAAGGAGCUCAAGGUGGUGUACAUUGUUCGUGCCCUCCUCAUUUAAUUCCCACAACAGCACUGUGAGGUAGAUAAUAAUAAUAAUAAUAAUAAUAAUAAUAAUAAUAAUAAAUAUUUAUACCCUGCCCACAGAGGCAGUGACUGGUCCAGGAUCACCCAGAGAUUUGAAGCCUGGGCUUCCAGGUCCUAGUCCGAAACUCUAACCACUAUGCCACACUGGUAUUAAAUAAGUUAAUUCACUACCAGUUAGUUUCCUGGCCCAAUUUAGAGUGCUGUUUUUGACCAAUAAAGACUUAGGCAUCUCAUGACCCCAGUACCUCAAGGACUUCUUCUCCUCAUAGGAAUUGAAGCGGACCCUGCAAUCAAGCCUUUCUUCAUGUGCCUCAUCCCCAGGAAUCCCGGUGAGUGGCAACACAAAAACAGGCCUUUUCAGUGGUAGCUCCCCAUUUGUGGAAUGCUCUCCCUGGGGAGGCUUACUUGGCACCAUUGUUUGAUAUCUUCAGGCACCAGAUGUAAGCAGAUUGAAAUGCUACAUUAAAAAACAUGUUGUUUAGGGUCGCCAUAUUUCAAACAGUGAAAAUCGGGACAGAAAAGUUUUUUGGGCAAAGUUUUUGAGCUUUUUUUAGUUUUUCCAAAAGUUGUUACUGUUUUUGAACUGUUUUAAUGAAACGGCACUGCCAACAUGGACUGCCAAAUUUUUCCAGACAUUUGACCGAUUUCCGCUCAGACGCUGCUGCCAAAUUCUGUAUUCAGGAUAUAUGGCAACCCAUUGUUAAUAGUAGGGUUAUAGAAAUUAAUAAAUGCUAGGAUUUUGGUUAUUUGUAGUAUGAAGGGAGAAUGCAAGCUGCAAAGGAAUUCCUGGGCUGGCUUAUGCCAACCAGCCUGGCUGGCUGGGGGAAGAGCAGGCUUGGUUGUUGUUGUUGUUUAGUCAUGUCCGACUCUUCCUGACCCCAUGGACCAGAGCCCACAGGCAUUCCUGUCUUCCACUGCCUCCUGCAGUUUGGUCAAACUCAUGUUAGUAGCUUCAAGAACAGGCCUGUUAACAGCAGGCCUGUUAGCAUUACAAAAAGGUCUUGAUGAGCCACAGAAGGAUCCUUUGGCCUGGCGAGUCAGAAGUCACAAAGGUUGCUGGGGUAACUAUGUUUGAGGGGACAGGAAAAGGGGAGUGUUGAAGCAGGGGCUUCCGGGCAGAAGGAGGAGGAAGUAAGGUUGAGAUCCAUCUUGGCAGGGAAAGAGAAAAGGUUACCUGCAAUGCUAUGGGCCAUGCUGUAAGAUCUGGACUCCCUCCAUGCAGAACUGAAGAUUUAAAUAGGUGAAGAAACCAUAUUUCUUAAAGCAUGACCGUCUCUGCCAUGUCUUCUAUUAUCCAAAGGGAUACAGACCCUGUAUAUGUAUGCCUGUUACCCCUCAUGCUCUUGCCACUGCUUGGCAGAGAGAGGGGCAGGCACUGGGCUUUUGUAACAGUAUUAUGAACAGGACAUUUAAAAAUGAAAUAAAAUUACUUCAGUGGCAGGAAUCCUAAGUAAAUGGAAUUAUUUUAGAAACCCCUGGGGGAAAGAGGUAAAAUCAGGCCCCACAUGUCACAUUUUUGGAAUUAAAAUUGACUGUCAUUGUAAGAGGGUUAGAAUAAUUCUUGGCUGACCCCAGCAAGGCUUGUGAUUCUCCUAGACGGUUUGGGACUGCUUAUCUUGGCAUCACCCACUGGUGUUAAGAGCGCCAUGCUAACUUCUUAAAAGUUCUGUCAGCCACAUCUACUCAAAUGGGCUGAUGAAGGAGUGUUAAUCUUCUAAAUACAGGGAAGCACUUGAGAUUUCCAAGAAUACAGCUGAUUAAUCAAAGAUCAUAGGCAAAAGAAAGAGAGAACCUUACACAGAACAAGUGAGAAAAUUUCAAUCUUUACUCCCAAAAGUACUCCACUUCUUCAGCCUAUAAGAGAAGGAAGUUGAAGAUGAAUGGGGGGGAAUCACAUAACUAAUCAUUCCAUGCAUGUUUGAAUGCAAAGAAACAAUUAAUUUUCCUUUAAUGUUAACCAAAAUUUUAGAGAUAUAGUGGGAAGGAGACAGCUACUGAAAUUAGGAUAGUUUGAUCUAGGUGCAAAGCUCACUCCCAACAUAGAUUUGCUGAGCAGCAAUGCCUCACAGCAUCAUGGCUUCGCUAUGAAGGAAAAUGAAGUGCUGAAAAAUACAUGUCAAACCAAAGGUGUUAGCAAAUACUAUUUCUAAUUUAGAGCACUGGUAUGCAGCUUAGACAAUCCACAUCCCUUCAGAAAUGCAGAGCCCUUUAUUAGAUGUUUCAAACUUCUGUAUUAUCUCCUUGAUGUGUACCAGUCUUGAUGUGUAAUUUCAUCAGUGAAAAGUGGUAUCAAGAGUACCUGGCAGAAUAAAUUUUAAAAUGGUGGAUUGUAACAUAUCUGCACUAUACUUUCAAAAAAGGAUCUUGCCACUUUAAACAGCCAUGGCUCCCACCAAGGAAUCCUGGGAACUGUAGUUUGUCAAGGAUGCUGAGAGUUGUUAGGGGAUCCCCUAUUCCAGUCACAGAAUUACAGUUCCCAGAGUGUUUUUCUAAUCAAGCCUUCUUCCCAGGAACUCUGGGAAUUGUAGCUUUUUGAGGGAAAUAGGGGUCUCCCAGCAAUUCUAAGCACCUUUAACAAACUACAAUUCCCAUUAUUCUUAGGGGGAAGCCAUGGCUGCUUAAAGUAUGAUACUGCUUUAAACCUUUUAGUACAGAUGUGGUCUUGAUCUCCCUGUCCCUGUCACACAACCUGAAUAAUGAUGGAACCUGUAUCAAGGAAGGAAAACAAAGCAUGCACAUAUGAUUCCUCCCUUUUUCUGAGCACAGCCAUGUUUCUGGCAAUUUACUGCUGGAGACAUCAGUGUUUGUUUAUUGCAUUUAUCAAUCAGCCUUCCUACAAACGGAGCCCAGGGCAAUAUACAACAAAAGAUAAAAUAUCAAAAUACAUCAGUAGAUAAAAUGAAUGAAUGCAUGAAUGAAAUGAAUCUAACUUAGUGAGUUAGAGGUCAUAAUCCUGGGAUUUGGGGGGAUGUGACAGGUUAUGUGGAGUAGCCCGCAGCUCAGAACCAUAAUCUCCCCUGCUCUGUUGGACUCAGCUGCUAAAGCAGGUUGGGCCCCUUUAAUGGACGAGGCUGCUCCCAUGGAAGGCAGAGCUAGAGCUGUACCAACUCUUUAAGGCUCAGUCUGCCGUUGACCUCUGUCAAAACAAAAUUCAAGCUUUGCUCUUCUUGAGUUGCUAAGCUGAUCAUUGCCUGGAGCUGUCCAGGGUGCCAAGCCUCACCUCAGACCUUUAUCUCAUCUUGCUGUUUGUCCAAAUCUGAAGUUUCACCUCGGGUCAGAAACUGUACUGCCAAGGCCAUUGCUUGAGACAGAUCCCUGCUUGAGCAGUCAGGUAUCAGAGCAUACACAGAGUUCAUUGAAGAAGAAAGGUUCUGAGAGAAACCAUAUUGGGGCUCAUAACUGGAUGUUUCCAAGAAGACAACACUGAAAGUGAAGUUUCACAUAUUUGUGGGAAACUAAGACAUUUACACGUGUGUGUGUGUGAUUGUGUAUUGCCCAAGAGAUGUAUGUAUUCGACAUACGUACAUAGGCAUGUGGAAGUAUCACAUGUAUGCAACACUCCAAAAGUUAUUUUCCUCAGUAUCACUCAGAAGUAAAGAGGGCAACACAAAGCAAAAAUUAGUUAUGAGUUAAAAUUAUACAAGCAUGCACUCUGAGGCUUCCUAUUUUUAUCCUGACUCUAUAUGAAGGGUUUUCCCAUGUACUUUUAAUGAAACAUUGUGACAUGACACAUUUCUUCCCUUGUGAUGUGCUGUUUGGCCUGCCAACUUCCAUGACAGAAAAGAUUAGCGAGAAUGCUGUGGAAUUUAUUUAUUUUUAACUUUGCCUGAACAUUCUUGCUGGUUUAUAAUUGGAAGGGGGGGAAAACCCUUUCUUCUAAGAGUUGAAACUCAGGAAGUAUGUGCAAUUGAACAAUGAUAAUACUUCCUCCAUAAGCAGGACCUGAGCACAAUAGGAAGCUAUCGUAUUCUGAGACAGACCAUUGGGUACAUCUUGCUCAGCAUUGUCUACACCAGGUUUCCCAAACUUGGGUCUCCAGCUGUUUUUGGACUACAACGCACAUCAUCCUUAGCUAUCAGGACAAGUGGUCAAGGAUGAUGGGAACUGUAGUCCAAAAACAGCUGGAGACUCAAGUCUGGGAGAAAUCCUGGUCUACACUAACUGGCAAAAGUUCUUCAGGGUUUCAGGCAAAAGUCUCUCUGGACAUCUGGAGAUGUCAGGGACUCAACCUGGGACCUUCUGUGUGAAAACCAGGUGCUCGUGCCAAUGAGCUACAGUCCUUCUAGAUAGCAAUGGCAGUAUCCUGCUCAUGUUUCUCUGCAACUGGCAACCAGAAGCAUAACACCUCCACUAUUGACGUCAGGACACAGACUUCAAAACUAAAAGUAGCCUUCUUUUCCACAUGAGUUACCUCACCACAGGCAGGAAGACACAUACAUGACUUUGAUCAACAGCCCUGAAAAACUAUACUUAGUGUCUUGAGAUUGUUGUAUGAGGGUCUUCACCCUAAGCAGUUCUUACAGUUCUUGAAUUUUUGUUGUUCUUUGAAGCUUUGCCUUCCAAACCCCGCAAAGAAGUUCCUGUGGGUCAUUCCCCAUGAAAAAAUUAUGAUAUAUUGUAUCUUACCUGUGUUUUUAUUAUCUACAUUUAAAACAAUAAAUUAAAACAAACUCAAAACAACAGCAGAAGCAUCAGUGAAAGAAAGACCAAGGCUAAACCUAGCAUGAAAUAGGCACAUUACUCUUCCCAAGUAAUUUCUCCCCCAAUAUGGACAUCACUGUUGCUCAAUUUACCAUCUCUGGGAUGGUACAGCUGCUGCAUCACCACAAAAACUCUGGGAAAGGCAAUAACUUAAACAAUGGUUUUAAAGAAAAGAGGAGGGAAAUGCUUCUUUUGGGAGGAAUAAAGAAUAACAGAAUGAGGCGGGGAGGGGAGGAGGAAGAGCACACUCAAUUUAAGAUUGGAAAAAUAGCAAAUGUGUCUGUUCUUUUGCUCUUCAAAAUAUGGCAAUCUUACCUUGAGGCAUGAUCACAGCAUGUGGCUAGCAGCUGGCGCAGAAGAUAGGAGAGUUGAAAUCCCCCUAGCAAUUCACUUCACGGCAUGGACCUCAUUGGUUUUGGUUAUUUUGGUUGAAUUAUUCUGACUGCAGGAGGUGCGCUCUAGGAGGCUAAGGAAGGCAAGGAUCCACAUCCCAGGUGUAGCUCACUAGCUUGGGAAGAAGGUAUGUGAUUCCUCAGUUGGAGUAGGCUCAGGACGGGUCACAUGCCUCAUCAAGCCUAGAUGCUGCAAUGAACAUUGAAGAUAUAAAAGGAAAGGUGUCCUGGCCAGGCCGGCCAGAUUGAUUAUAUACUGUAUCUUGAUAACUGAUGUUGCCAUUUUCCCACUGCCAUUAGAAACCUUAAGCAUUCAGAUGACUUGCCUCAGGGAUAAUUCUUAAAGAACAUGUUCUUCAUUUUUAGUGCAGUGAGUUUCUCACUCUGACCUUCUGUUGGCUGGAAUAGACCUUCGGGACUUGGCCAACUCGCUUCCCAAUAUUCUUAACAAAUGUCAAACUUUGUUUGAAAAGAGUAUUUUUUUAAAAAAGCAUUAAACUAUAUAUUUAUACACUCUUCUCUAAGGGCACCAAGGCUGCUUGGCCUUCACAACUGAUACGGGUAUCUUUUCCUGUGGGAAUCGCUCGUUCAAAUCUCAGCUUUUCUUUGCAAUAGUUUAAAAAAAAAAAGCCCAACAACAACAAAACUGUCAUGAUCUGAUCUUGCUAAUCCCUCAUGACUUCUCCAACACAGAUGUGCUCAAUUGUCAGCUAGGAUAAAUGUUUGACAUGGACAAUGACUGUCACAUUAAUUUCCCACCAAAGAUAAGAGGCACAAGAUGGGAGAGAUGGGAAGAUUCUGCAAAGAUGGCCUCUGUAUCUAUGUGCUCCUCCAUCUUUUUUUUUUUCAAGGCAACCUAUCUAAUAUAUGUACACAUUGAAUGUAAAGAAACAAUAAGUUAAAUAGAACAGUGGUGGCCAAUCUUUUUGGCAAGGAUAACAGUUGCUCUUGGCAUCCAUCUGUCUUGAGAGACAAUGGAGCGCACCUCUGUGGGUGAAGUCAAACUGCUGUGUUAGCAGUGACAAAGUGACCUCCCUGGGGUGCUAGCCUGGGCAGUGUGUAUGGAGGUCCUGGGCUGCCCAAACUACAAGACCUGCCACCGCCAGCCCCAACCUCACUGAUGUGGUCCAAAGGAAAGCAGAAUAAUACAUUUUGCACCAGCUUGGCUGCAUGACUAGCUGAAAGGAGGCAUACAAGACCAGCCAUCCAACCAACUUAGGUCCCAUCCCUGACCUAGGCAAUCCAGGCCAUAUAGUGUCACAAAUAGAGAGAUGUUGCACAAGAGAUGGAUUCAAAUGACUCAUUUAAACAAGAGACACACUCAGGUGAAAGCAUGCAUCUAUUGAUAUCUAACCUCAUGUUUUAGACCAGCCAUCUCCAAUCUGAAGUCCUUCAUUUGCUCCAGACUACAGCUUCCAUCAGCCCUAGCCAGCACAGCUAAAAUAUCUGAUGGGCACAAGUUUGAGGGAGGCUGAACUAAACUAUUGCGGGAGAGAGGGCAAAUAUGAGUACAUCAUCAUCUGUUUUUGACCUAUCAUCACUUCUUGCUUCAUCAUCUCAGCACACAUUUGCCCUCUACACAGAAGCAUUCAUUCAGACAGCAUUGCUAUUUGGAUCAAAUGAAAAGCUCCUGCUUAAACACUGUUCUAAACCAGCAGAAAGCUAGCAGAGUUUGAUUGCAGGAAGCAGAUGCAGCAACAAAGCCAUUGAUUGAAACCCACAAAUACACAAAAUUAUACCUUCUACCUAGAUGGGUCUGUGCAGCUUCACUGGCAAUGACAUUGCAUCGAGCUAUGUUUAAAAAUACCUAAUUGCUCAAUGUUCUACAUAUGUGUUGCUACUGUUUGCUCUGUCACUGGCAAGAUGAUUGCCCCUUUCCUGUUACCCCACCCCCCUCAUAAACCUCCUUUUUUCAUUCCCAAGGGUAUGGUACUUUAAAUUGCAAAACACGCAGUCGAUUGCAAGCCUAUCUGCAAUAACCAUGCAUUUCUUGUUCUCUUUCUCUGGGAAGGAGUGGUUUGUACAUUUUGAAUAGGAAAAAAAUAAACACCUACAUCAGGGUGGGCUCAAGGGAGGGAUCCAAAUUUCAGAUACAUCAACACUUGAUACUGUGGGGAAAUUAUUAGGGUGGUCUACAACUAAGUUUUACUGACAGCAAGCCCAUUGAAAUUAAUAAACGUAACUAAGUUACACUCAUUAAUUUCAGUGUGUCUACUCUAAGUAAAACUCAGUUGACUACUACCCUUGAUUAUUAAUGGCAAAUAUACACAUUUGUUAAUUUCUUAUAAUUAGUUUCAAUGGCUUGUGAUAUUUACAGUCUAGGUCUAUGCAUGUUUACAUAGAAAUAACUCCUGUUGCAUGCCCAAGUCUGUGUAGACUAGACGUAGCAGUCAUAGGUGACUAUUUAUAAAAUCUAGUGCAAACUGAUUUCUCCUUCCACAGCUUGCAAUCUGAAACCUGCUUACUCAGGAGUAACCCUAGCAGAAACAGCAGAACUUCUUCAAAGUAUAUGGACAUACCAGUAGGUUGCAGCUACAAUUUAUUUUAUGUGCUUAUUUGGUUUUUUGAACCGACCGCAUACAAGCCGUAAGCAGAUCUUUUCACGAAUAAUUUAUUUCACACUACUUGGUUUUUGUCUCUGUUCAGUUGUUGGGUUUUUUUGCCACAGUAUGUGUGUAUAUUCAGUAAAGGUUAAAGGACACACUGUCCUGGAUAAUAAAAUCUUGUAUUUAUCUAGUGGGUAGCUAUGAUUCAGUCAGCCCAGUUUAAAAUUGCUCUUGUUGUCCUGCCAAAUAAAUUUGUAGCAUGCCCCAAAGGGCAUUGCCUUCUUAUCCAAAAGAGAUGUACUGGUUGACAUUAUUUUCUCCUUGCAGACAUUAUUGAUUCUGAAUAACAUUUCCCUCAAGGGGUGGAGAAGUGGGUGGAGGAGGCCCAGCUAAACAGCUGGCGUUAAGACACACUUUACCCUGCAGAGGGAUGUUUUCCGUGGUUAUCUGCUGCGUCAUUCCGGUUCAACAUAUCACCCUCUACUUAGGGAUGUGGAUAAGUGCCACAAAUUAGCUUACGUUGUGCAAUGUCUAGGAGACAGAGAGAGUACCAUGAACUCACUGGAUGGCCUUAAGCAAGCCACCAACUCUCAUCCUCAGUUACCCUCACCUGCGGUGCACUGGCAUGAUUGAGUUUAGCAAGGGGGAGUAGGCUGUAUGCCAGCGUCCCUUACAAUUCCUGGAUCCAACAAGGAUCCAAUUGCUGAAAUAGCCAUGCUAUUGGUUAUGACCCCUACAUACGGACCAUUAGGGUAACAAAGGAAGUGGUUCUGUGCUAGAGCAAAUGAGUGGAACCCCCCUCCCUCUCCUUGGCUGUUAGCAUGAAGGACAAAGGCCAGAGUUCAAAUAGUAUAGUGAUGUUAGAAACUGCACAUAUUCUCUCACGGUCAAAAUGUACUGAUGACCACUUUAGCAGGGAGAUUCAAAUGGGAUGGAGAAAUAGGGUACUGCAGCAGUGGGGUGUAAGUGAGGGUUUGCAGGCUGACUUGUGAAAGGUAAAUCAUAUAAUUUAUUAUCAGCAAAAUGGUUUUCCUGCAUUCUUGUUUGGAUGCGUAAACCAAUCAGCCUGUCUGCUGGCAACUGUAUGUUUAUCAUUACAGACAAAAAUCAAGGGGAAAUGUGGGCAGAGUUUAGUGACAGGAUUACAAGUCAUUUAAAGGAAUAAAAAUAUUUAGGUAGAGUAACACGGCAUAUUUUGUUUUAACAGUUGGGUGCUGCAUAGAAUGCAUGAGAAAGAAACCUCAUGUUAACUCUGAAGUACAUCAAAGCAUUUCACUAUGCAGUAUAACAUUUAUCAGAGGGAUUAUAAUAGUAUGGAUAAAGUCAGUCUAGGCUAAACCUGAGAGCUUCUAGUGUCUGAUCUUUCGUGACAAUAAGAAUUUUAACUGAAAGGGUAAGCACUGUAAUCCUUCUAAGUUGCUGUGCACAGUCAAAAGGACUCUUUGAAGUAUGUUAGAGCAAUGCUUUUUAGACCAAUUAGAUCUGACAGUGUGUUUUUAGCUAACCCUUCUAUGCACAGAUAUAGUGUAUGUGGCAGACUGGGGGACAAAUGGGCUUCAUUAACUAUGAACCCCAAAAUCUGGGAUCCCCUCGAAGCUGGUGCCAAAAUGUGCAGUUGUUUUGUAGCGAUUUGCAGCAAAAAAACCCAUGUUUUGCAGUGCUCCACAAAUGGAGCAAUAGCCACUCAAACUUGGGAGUCAAAGGGGAACCAAAAAUCCAGCAUUGUCCAAUUCACUCCAAAGUGGCAUCAAACUUUGGCAAAGAUUUUGCGGCAUUUUGCAGCGAAACCCUCACAUUUUGCAAUGUCCCACAAAUGGAGCAAUAGCCACUCAAACCUGGGGUCAAAGGGUAACUAAAAUGCUACAAAACUUUUGCCAAAGUUUUUCGCCAUUUUAGAGUGAAUCGGACAAAGUUGCAUUUUGGGACAUUAACUAUGAACCAAGGUUUGCUGUAUCAAUUACGCCAUUAGUGGGGCACUGCAAAACGCGGGGUUUUCACUGCAAAGCGCUGCAAAACAACUUCAAAACUUUGGCACCCGUUUCGAAGGGAUCCCAGAUUUUGGGGUUCGUAGUGAAUGAAGCCGGACAAAUGCUUGAGUUAAAGCUCUCCAAGCAGCUGCAUAAUUAACCUGGUUUCUCUACAAGACUGGAUUUACCUUUGCAAGGUUGCUCAAUCAAGACUAUAUCUUGCAAACCUUCUAAUACAUAGCCCUUCUUCUCUCCUUAGGGCUGCCCCCCCUCCAUACAAAUAACACUAUAUCAUAUAUAAAUGUGAAAAGAAAUACUGCUUGUUUGUAAUCUAGUUUUCAUUUUUAAAUAGGGUCAGUCUCUGAUUUACUUUACAGUAAAAUAAUCAGAUAAGCAAAACUUCAGCCAUUCUGGAAGGAUGUGUGGUAUAGUAGUUAGAAUGUCAGACUAUGACCUGGGAGCCCAGGGUUCAAAAUACAAUUAAGAAGAAGUAUAUUAAUAGUGAAAUAAUUAUUAAGCUCUAACUUGUUUUUUAUCUUAUAUUUUUUGGGGGGAAAUUCCUUUAAAUUUUUUGGGGAGAUCCCCAAGAGAGUGGGGCCCUAAGCUAUAGCUUGUUUAGCUUAUACGUAAAUCCGGCACUGAUAGGACUUUCUUCUGAGGAGAUACGGUGAGAUCUGAAGCAUCUAAUCGCGCAUCUGGAUCGCAACCGCGCAGACCCAGCCUUUGCACCUAGCUUCAAGCAAGAUGUCCGUAGGACUGAUCCAACGCUAUUAAUCUCCAGGCUUUCAACAAAUCAAUUCAUUUUAAUUGUGUGUCCGUCCGUCCCCCUGCUUUUUUUCCUCCCGAUGUGCGCGCAUGACGCGUGCGGACUCCAAAGCGCCCCUCUCCAAAGAAAUGCACGGCGCAUCCCUCCGCCGGCACCUUGGCUGCCUGCCGCCCAUUCCCCAGGCUCCAGAGGUCUGCAAGCAGCGGCCAUGGGCUGCCCACAGCCGCCGCCGCCUCCUCUACCCAUUGGCUGGGAGAGCUGGGCGGGCCCGAGCGCAGACCGAGCUCCCAGGGGGAAGGGGAGGGAGGGGCGGGGCUUCGGCGGUUCUAAGUGGGGAGGGGGCUGGCCGCGGGGUACGGGGGGGGGGCUAUUUCUCUGGGAAACUCCCGCUCGCGAGGCGGCUUGUCGGGGAGCAGCAAGCGAGCAACAGGCUCCUCUCCAGAUACUUCGCCCUCCCGCUCGCCCUCUUCUUCCUUGGCCGCCCGGCUCCAGUGAGUGGAAGUCCCCUUCCCCGCCCUCUCGGUCCUCUUCCUUCCCCCGCCACCGCCUCCUUCUAUGGGCGUCUUUUCUGGAACUGGCGGGAAGCUGGAGCUGUUGUGAGGUGCGCUUCACACGGCCAGCAGAUUGUGAAGCGAACUAUUGUUGGGUUUUUUUGCGGGGUGUGUGUGUGUGUGUUUUCUGUCAAGGGUACGUGUGUAUGUGUGGGAUACCUUUUUGCAAAGCCACGCGUCUGUUUGGCCAGUGCACGUGGGAACGGGUUGCUUUUCCUCGCGAGGGGACGGGACGGGAGGAUCUCCUUUUGGGCGCGUGACGCUUCCUCGACACAUCGCUGCCCCUGCAGAAGUCGCGAUAUGGAAGGGUGGGUGGUGUCGACGCCGUGUUGGGCCUGUGUGCAUUAGCUGCCACUUUGGGCAUGCGGGCAGCUUGCUAAGUUUCCUUAAUUAUCGCAUUCUGCCGUAACAGAAUGGGAGAGUUGGAAGGGACCCCAAGGACCAGCUAUCCCAGCGGUUCUCAACCAGUGGGUCUCCAGAUGUUGGACUAAAACUCCCAUCCCUGAGCUCUGGGCCCUGCUAGCUAGGGGUGAUGGGAGUUGUAGUUCAGCAACAUCUGCAGGGAUGAAUUUGCAGCUGCCCCAUACAGGGAUCGAACCUGCAGCGUGGGCAUUGUCAGCACUAUGCUCUAUCCCACUGUUGGUACAUUAGAAUCCUAGGAUUGUAGAGUCAGAAGGGACCCCUGAGGACUAUCUAGUCCAACCCCCUGCCAUGCAGGGAUGAAUUUGCAACUGUCCCAUACGGGGAUCGAACCUGCAACCUGGCCGUUGUCAGCACCAUGCUCUAACCAACUGAGCUGUCCAUGCUGGACUGUUGUGUGUGGGAGAGAGAUGCCUGCAAGGAUAACACGUGCUCUUCUCCCACCCACCCCCAGUUCAGAACAACCCCUGUGCCAUUAAUAGCCUCAGGACAGGCAGGACUUCAGUGAAGGCCUCUUCUCCCGCCAGUGAAAUUUUGCGCCUGUGCUUGUUGAGUCUCUGCCCGUCCUGACGCAUGCAGAAGAUUCAGGAAUCUUGCCAGGAGGAAAGGUGGUGACCUUAGUAGUAGUACCUUCUCCUUUUGCAAGGUCCGUAUCAAUUACACUUUCUACCGAUUUUGAAGCACUUACUACCUGGGUGCGUGUCCCUAAGCCACUUGUCUGGAAGAAGCUGCAGUGGAGCCCCUAGAGUACUCCAGGCAAAGUGGCUUGAAACCUGAAUCGGGGCUGCUGGGAGCCCAAAAAGGAAGAUGUGUGUUAGUAGGAUGCAAACUAAAAAUAAGCUAGCAAGCUCCCUCGUUCUCUCUCUUUUUCCUUUCCCUGGUUGUUUAUGUUUGCUAUCCCUGGUUAGUGUUAUUGAUGUUGUAAAGGACAGCUUGGGACUGGGGGGUGGGGGCUGAUUCUGUCACAUUUUCUGGGUUGAGCUGGUUCAGGCUGGUAGCAAUGUAUAUUUAUAGUUUUACCUCAUGACAGUAUGUGCCAUUCAUGCAAAGACCGUGACAGGAAUGCACUGCCGUACUCACUGCAAAAUUAAACCUCUCAGGCUUUGCCUCAGCUAAGCAAGGUAAAGCACCAAAACAUCCAGUUUUAACUGAAAGUGUGAUUUAAAGGAGGCUGAGGCUUUGUUUUUUUUCUUGCCAGGAUUGUUGUAAAGAAAGUGUGGAAUUGGCGGGUUUUCUGUUCUCUGUCUAUCCCUUCUCCUUUCCACCUCUAGACCAAGCUUUGUGCAUUUGGGGAGGGGGGAAGAACUCACAUAUGCCAUUGUCAAAACCCGCUGUGCUACAUUCAGCUGAGGAAACCUACAGGAUCUCCAGAUUGCACUGGUCCUUGGAGGUACUCUGUUAUGCAGGCAUAGGCAAACUCGGCCCUCCAGAUGUUUUGGGACUACAACUCCCAUCAUCCCUAGCUAACAGGACCAGUGGUAAGGGAUGAUGGGAAUUGUAGUCUCAAAAAACAUCUGGAGGGCCGAGUUUGCCCAUGCCUGCUGUUAUGCCUCCGAAGCUCAGUGUGGUGGUGGGUCUUUGGCAAGCAUCAAUUUGGCCACCAAAAAUUUAUGGAGCCCUGAUUUAUCCCCAGACCAGAUAAGCUGCACGGCUUGUGAAAAUGAGUGGAAAUCCUUCCAGGCUUCAAGCAUGAAGCUCAAGUAAGCUGACCUAGGCCAGUUUUGUAAGUGUCUGACGGUGAAAUUGGACGAAGAAAAGGGGACUGUGCUAAAAACGAAAACCCCAUAAUAUGAGGGAAUGAAAACACUUGACGUUGUACCAUGUACGUGUUUGCCGCCCUUGGUUGCAAACACAUCCUUUGUUUCUGCUGUGGUAUGUAUGUAAGGGGAAACUAACAAUGAGAUCUGAUAUGUCACAUGUGUCCAUUGUUACACACUGCAAGGAGAAUUUGAUACAGGGCUGCCAUUUACUGUGGUAGCCCUGUGUUAUUCACAAUUUCUAGUAAUGCUCUAGUAUAGUUUAUUCCUUGACAGGCAAUGAUGAGCUAUGCAUGGGCUGCUCUAGAUCAUUAGAGAUCCACAACAACUUAGGACUAUACAAGGGUGCUCUUUGACUUCAUGGAAUAUAUGACGGCUGUUUCUUGGUUGUCCAUCUUCCCAAACUUAGAAAUGCCUUCUGACAUUGCGCAAUUGGCAUAGAACUGCGCUCGGUUUGGCACAACUUCAUCUUGUGCUAUGUAGAUGCGACCUUAGAUGGGAGAAAGCUGAGGCCAUGUCUGCAUUGCUAGGUUGCUGAAAGGAAGAAUAAUAGUAAGGAAAACAAUUCAGAUAGGAUGGUAACAGCCCCUGACAGUGCUUCAUUACCGGCCCUUGUUGUGGAGCUACCACGCAGUGUCUACAGAGAAACGGUUGUACUGUAUUGAAAGAUUCUCAGAGAUAAGAUCUUCGCAGUGUUUUCCGUGCUCAGUCUUCUCCUUCUGGGGGAGGGCAAACAAAUGGAUCAGUUCUGCAGCAUAAUGUAGCCCUUGCAUCAAACCUUGGGCCAUCAUAUUCUGUUAGGUAUACUGCAACAUGCAUUUUAACGCUCGCAUGAAGUGAACAGAGUAGCGUAAUUAGCAUGCGCAUAACUAACGCCCACUUUGUGCAUGUGUGUGUUUGUUUACACGUGCUUGCGUUUUGCUUUAUUUCUGCAGCAAGCAGUAGGGUGUUAAAUAAUGACCACUUGUGUACCCAAAGAACAUUUCUUCAGGCCACAAUCAGUGUCGUAUACCCCUGCUGGGGCCCUUCUUUCCUACGUUUGCACUUUUUGGUCAGUUGACAAGAAAUUUUGAGCAGAAUCUGAAAGCUGUGCUAAAUUGGCCGUGCUUCAACAAAGCAAGCAGCUGGUGCAGCUUUCUUGAACAGCUUGUAUUCAGUGGAAACCGUGGGCUGAAAAAGGCAAGCAUUCACUCUUAGCAGGGCCUCUUUGCACAUUUUGUUUUUUAGGUAAGUAUCUAUUUACAGGCCAGGAGAAAGUGCUUUGCAUCUUUCAGAACUGGCAACAAUAGUGUUUCUGUCUAGUUAAACAAACUGAUAAUGGAAUUGGGCUUUUGUCUUAUCACCCCAUUGUGAUGAAAAAACCAAAAUACUUGAAAAUGUUGCAGUAGUUAAAAGUUCCUUAACCAUGUUAUGCAAGAUGCUUACAGUGGAUAUAUUCCAGAUCUGUUAAGAGUAUAAGGGAGUCAUGCCAUUGAUUUUACUGAGUUGUAUACCCUGUUGCUUUGGUUAUAAUUGAUGAGCGCUUGGAAGCAAAUUCUGUUUAAAACUGUUGCUACUUGCUUUUGGGGAAGGUUGCCAACUUUAUUUCGGGCAGUGUUGUGGUGCUUAAACAGCUGCAUCAGAAGCAGAAAUUCAACAGGUGAAGCUUUCCCUUGACUGCAUAUGCAUGUUGGAGAAAAUGCUUCAUUGCCUACAUUUCAGUUUUUUGCAUAGCUGUUAACACAUAUGAACCUUGUAAGGAAAAAGUUGGCAACCGUGUUUGUAAAAUAUUAUCUCUUCUUACACUUGGCAAAGUUAUUUCUUUUUUGGUAUGUUAAGACAGGGAUAGGCAGACUUCAGGUAUAAAUUAUUAGAGAUCCACCAACAGAGCUUGGUGCAAAAGACAUAUAGGUAGAAUUCAUAGUUCAUAGGCCAUAAAUUUAUUUUGAUUACCCAAACUUAACUGGCAAGUCUUCCAAUCCAGUCCAGUUCCUCAACACUAUGUUUUCUUAAUUUCACCAGUAUAAUUUUUUGAGGGAGGGAAGGAGACUAAUUUUAUUCCUGUUGUUAGCCAGUUUUGAGUCACCCAUCUUUGUUGAUCUACUGGAAAUCACCCAGUGAUCUACCAAAGAGUUCUGCCAGCAGAUCCUGAGCUAUCUUUUGCCCACCUCUGUAUCAAGGUGUUCUUCUGGAGAUGCGUGGCAGAUGUGCAAAACAUCUAAUAAGAGCAGCUGCAAUAACAUGAAAGUACCAGAUACAACAAAGAGUCUUGUGGUACCUUAAAUAACAAAUUUAUUAUGGCAUAAGCUUUAAUGGACUACUGUGCUUUAUAUCAGCGCACGUAUACAUGAUUAGGUGGGGGAUUGUAAAAAGUGAAAUCAGGAAAAUAAAAUGCAGAAAAAGUUCAGACGGUGUUAAUUCACAAAAUAGUUUUUUUUUAAAAAAAUAGUUUUUAUUAAAGAUUUUCUUGGGUUACAGAAGUGCACGCAUCACCUCUAUACAGUUUUUGAUAACAUAGAUAUCCAGGCAUUGGGAGACUGUUUAACACAUGUGCCAAAGCACCCUUUGACUUGGUUCAGUCAACAAAUGAUAGCUUUGAAAAUCCUGAUGUAUUGUAAUUCAGAAUCUUCAAACCAUGCCAAACCAUGCUAGAGGCAGGUAAAACUUUUCAACAAAGCUGGUGCAGCAGCAGGGACAUUCUAACAAGUUGGUCUCUUCCAUCAACCACUUUGUGCUGAUCUGAAGCUUCUUUUCUUGCUUCUCUUGUGCUGCCACCUUCUUCCUAGUUUGGCCAUGGCAGCUACGGGUACUGAAUAGAGAAGGCCCAUCCAUCUCUUUUUGUUAAAGAAAUGUUAAUCACAGGGAACAUUUUAUUAAGGAGAAAAGGUAAAUGGAUUUUUUUUAGUUCAAAUCAUAUUCCUGUAUUUCAGUGGGAACAUCAUAAUGCAAUUGAUGCACUGAAUGCUGCUGGAGCACUGUUGCUUUAGCUGUUAAGCCCCUGUAGCAAAAGGAAUACCUAACAUGGAAUGUACCAUGUCUACAGACAUUGCAGGUUUAAUGGUUGCUGGCUUCAAGGCUCUUCUUUCAGAACGGCAGAGGAGCGUAUUUUGUAUGCAGCCUAAUAAUGGAUAGUGCACGAAGAUCGGCUGCAGCUAAGUUGAAUUUGAAAGCAAUGGAAGGGGACUUGAAUAAUGGUAAGCUUAAGUCACAUUGAUUUCAAUAGAAGUUAGCUGUGGUUAACUUGUAGAGAUUUCACAUGUGACAUGGAUGCUUCCAAUGGAUAAUAACACUUCACAAAAUAUUACCCCCUGCUCUUUUGCCAUUGCUUUGCACCUGGAAAGAAUGGAGCCUCAUUAAAAGAUAGCAUCAAGCCAUAGUUAACACGUAUGAACAGAGCAAAACACUGCACAACUUGGGAUAGGGAUUGUUUUGUAUAUUCCUGCAAAGGGGAAUCCUUUUGUAAAAUGUAUCCCAAGAACACUCCUAUGGUGUGUUCUGUCGUAUGACCCCUGAGCAAUUCUGUAGAAGCAAGUAGCAAGAAAAUGUGAAGGGUGUUUUUAUUGAUUGUGAUUCAAUAUCUCAAAAUCAAGACACGAAGUGAGGUUUCUUGGUUUAGAAUGUAAAGCAGAGAUCUGUCAUUUCGUUCUCUUGGAUUCACACAUGGUCUAGGACAGGUGAAGUUGUUGGAACUCUGAAACUUUUGAGACCAUACUGUUCAGUACAGUGGUACCUCGGUUUACGAACUUAAUCCAUUCCGGAAGUCCAUUCUUAAACCGAAACUGUUCUUAAACCGAGGUGUGUUCCCUAAUGAGGCCUCCUGCUGCCGGUGCCCUUCCACCGUUUGGCUUCCAUUUUUAGACCGAGGUAAAGUUUGUAAACCGAGACACUACUUCCGGUUUUGCGGAGUUCAUAAACCAAAUAGUUCGUAAACAGAUACCACGGUAUAUACAGUAAUUAGAUAGUUUUAUUUCCCACAAAAACAAUUCUAAGUGUAAAUAUAAUUUGGAUAAAUGUUAAUUUUAUAUAGUUUUAUAUUUUUCUUGAUGAACAUCUGAAAUCCAGAUAUAGAACUGGCUUUAGUGCUAUGGUGAAUGGUUGUUUAUUUAGGUGCUAAAGAACACGAUUUCAGCAAUGUUGAAGUGAGAUUUCUAUCAGUUUGGCUGUUUUUCUUACCCUAUGUAGUGACAGAUGGGGUUGCACUUAGUUCAGUGAACCAUACAAAAGAAGAACAAAACUUGCAUUAAAUUACUGUUGACGAUGCACUUUCUUGUCCACGGAUGAGUGAUGCAGAACUAACCUGCUGGAAACUGAGGCUUCAUACUUGCUUCCUUUUGUUAUGUGUCUCCCACCUAAUUAAAUCAGAUUUGAAAAUUAUAUCUGAUAAUUUCCCGUUAUCCCUUGUAGCUAGUGGGAAAACCUUUCUGGAUUAUUGUGGACUGGUGUAGAAAGCAUGGCAUGAAAAUUGGGGGUUCUUGCUGCUCUUAGUGCAUUGUUUUAGUAUAAUUUCCAUGCAACUGGCAUAGAAAGUAUUUUGAGUUGCUUUGGUAGUCUCCAGUAUUAUAUUUGAUUUUUUUCAACCACAAUUGAUUAAAGUUUCAUCUGUGUGAGCAAGAACGUCACUUUUCUAGUGUGUCACUAUUGCUUUUAGCUUUGAUUGCCACAACAGCAGUCUCUCCAGUUAAGCUGGACAGUUCCAACCAUGCUGCUGUUCCCUUCUAUAUAUUUAGAACUUCAACAGGACUUAGGAUUAAUGGCUGGGAUCCAAAGAGCCUACUUCAAUCAUGGUGAAGUGCUAGUACUAACCUAGGGGGUAGCCAAUGUGGAUGCCUUCAUCUGCUCUACCUGCAAUAAAAACAUUUCUCUCCCAUAUCAUUCUCUACAGCCACAGCAGGCACUGUAACUCUCUAGCAGUUUGACUUUAACUCUGAAGGUGCACUCUUCCAUAGUCUCCUGAGACAGACGGAUGCCAACAAGAAGGUGUGACUGAAUCAAACAGCAAUUUUAUGCACUCUUUUUUGACCUAGUUUGAACUUUAUAGACCUAGUUUGAACAAUGGUUUAAAUGAACAUUACUGUAGUUAAUAAGCCAUGGCUUAGUGUUGUGUCUGAAUACAGUGCAGUGCUUAAGUAUGGUUUGUUAACAAAAAUAAGUCAUAGUUUGUUGUCUGCUUAGUGACUUUGACUAUGGCUUAGGGUUGCGUGCAGAUGUGGGCAUUGUUUGUACAUGGAGUGUAAAAUAUCAAGGAUGGUUAAAUAACAAAAGACCAGAGUAAUGAAAACCUAGAAGGCUUGAUAGUCAAAUUGCACCAGACAACCUUUAAACUUCCUGAAGUAACAGGAGUGUAAGUCUGUACAAUUAAUUUGGUCCACUCUGAGUUUGGGGUAUAGGAGAUCUUUUUCAGAAUCUCUUGGCAGAUGUCCAAAGUCAUCCUCUGCUGGAUUUUAUCAGGAUUUUGCCUGGGUCACACAGUACCAAAACUUUGCGACACAUUGGACUUUGCACUUGUGAUAUAAAGUUCUUACCAUACUGGUUUCUGAGACUGUUCACCAUUUUUCCUGCUGUACAGUAGAAUAAAAAAACAUUCAUUCUAAUUAGUAUCUUGUUCAUGUUUAAAAUGGUAUAAAAACCAUUUUUAUAUUAACAACAUAUAUUAUGUAUAUUAAACAUUAAUUCUUUCAGGUAAAGCAAGGCUUAAGAUGAAAUGCUGAAAAAUCAAGGUUUUAAUCUGGGUUCUAGUGUAUCAAAUUUGUGUACUUUUUGCUUUGACAAGGAGUACAAUUUAAACAUGGGGCAUGGUGUUACUAACUUAUUUAAGAUGUUUUCAGUAUUUAUUUUAUGAAAACUUAGCGUUUUCCAAUUCAGGACAAUUAAGGAAUAAAAUUUCUUCCCUUCCCUUUUUGGAGAUUGGAAUUUUUACAAUUUUGCCCUGCAAUAUAAAGUUUUGUUGUAUCAGUAAAAUGUGAUCUAUUUUGUGUUUAUUUGUAGGACAUAUGUCGGGGUUUAUAUUAAACCAACCUGCAACCGGAUUUUUGCACUGCUCCUGCUGCUAUGAGAAGCUAAGUCAUGGUUUGACUUACCAUUAUAUGUGCAAACCCAGGCUUAUGGUUUGUCUUGUUCCAAACAAUCCAAACAGUAGCCAAGUUUUGUUUCCUUCUCUUGGUUUGUUGGGAGAUACAGUGGUGCCUCGCAAGACGAAAUUAAUCCAUUCCAUGAGUCUCUUCGUAUUGCGUUUUUUUCGUCUUGCGAAGCACGGCUAUUAGCGGCUUAGCAGCUGUUAACGGCUUAGCGGCUUUAAGAAAAAGGAAACAAACUCGCAAGAACUCGCAAGACGUUUCGUCUUGCAAAGCAAGCCCAUAGGGAAAUUCGUCUUGCGGAACGACUCAAAAAACGGAAAACUCUUUCGUCUAGCGAGUUUUUCAUCUUGCGAGGCAUUCGUCUUGCGGGGCACCACUGUACAAACCAAAAGUCCAGGUUCACAUGUAAAACGUUUUUAGUAGUGCUGCACCAGCAGGACCAAGGAAGGAGCAAAGUGGUCACAAUUUUCUAAAUGUGGCCUAUCAGGCUUGCUAAAUCAUUGUUUGGCUUAUAGUUAUGUGUGAGCUCAGUAAAGAUCUUGUUACUUUAUUAAAAAGCAACCAACCUAGGAACAGGUAUUUGGACUCAAAUUUUGUAAAAGGGGAAAAUGCAGGUUGCUUCAGUUUCAAGGAACAAAAGAGUCUUACUGUUAUGUUCAGUAACACAUCUGAAAGUAUUUGCAGAUGAAGACUUGCUCAGAUUCUUAUGUCAACUAAGAUGUUGGCCAAGUGUUGCAAAGAAUCUGAAAGAAAAUAUUAUCCUAAUCACUAUAGUGACCCUGCUGAUAUUGCAUUUCAGAUAUUGUCAAACCUCUCGCAUUGUUCACUGAUACCACAAUGGGCCGGUUCCCCCACCCAAGGGAGUUCCUUUCGAUCAAGUUAUUUAAAACUUGAAUUAAAAUACAGCGGUCAGUUACUGCAGUGCUUGAAAGCAAAGGUUGAUUGUGGCUUUAACAUUUAGUGUGGUCCUGGUGGGGAGCUGUUUCAGCCUGAAGGCUGGAUUCCCUUCUGGGCAUCCUUCCAGGGGCCACAUACUGUUGGUGGGGGCCCAGAGGGAAAAGUGCUUGUCCGGAUGGAGGGUAGAGGGGGGGUGAGUGCAUGUGGAAACUAGCUUGCUGUACAAAGGUAAAAUAUACAUUGGUUGCUCUGUUCACCACUGGAAUGUGAUAUUCAGUAGGUUGUCCAAAAAGGAAUGUGACUCUUGGGUUGAAAUAGGUUUUGCACCCCUGUCUUAUGCUCUCCUUGUGGCCAUGCUAGAGGAGGAAAGGGAAGUGCUUGAGCCCAAGGCUUCUCCACGUAAUGAUAAAUCAUAGUUGAGUGUUAAGUCUGAAUAGCACCAAUGUGUGUGAGAAGGCAGGUGUGCAAUCUCUCUGCUGUUAUGAUUCUUAACUGCAACUGCUCUUUUUAGUAAAGUAGAUUUUUUUAAAAAAUGCUGUUUUGGAUUCCGUUAGGUUCAUUGUUGCAUUUCUCAUUCUUACAAAGCAGUUUUUCAUUUUUUUUAAACAUGUCCAAACCAUAGCCUCUUUGGAAGGUCUUAACAUUGCUAGGUUGGAUGAGAUUGAGAUAAGUAGCUUUGUGCUACUUCAGUCAUUCAUAGAAUCAUAGAAUUGCAGAGUUGGAAGGGACCAUCUAGUCCAGCCACCUGCAAUGCAGGAAUCUUUUUGCCAACAUGGGACUCGAACCCAUGAUCCUGAGAUUAAGAGUCUCAUGCUCUACUGACUGAGCUAUCCCAGUGGUCACUCAUGAUUUUACCACACUCCAGUAUCAUCCGCUCCACUUAUUUAUAAAAUUAUAGUUUAAAUAUUUUUUCCCCAGCUUUGCUCUUGUUCCUUGUAUGAUAGGACAACAGUGACAGCUAACCAUCAACUCAAUUAGUACAUCUCAGUUAGAACCUCCUCUCCUCCUUCAGUACAAGGUCCCCGGGUGGGUUACAUACAAUAUUAAAAUAAGUUGAAAACAAAUUAUGAUCAGGAAAAUAAGAUGGUGUGUGUAUGUAUAUAUGUACAGUGGUACCUCAGAUUAAGUACUUAAUUCAUUCCGGAGGUCCGUUCUUAACCUGAAACUGUUCUUAACCUGAAGCACCACUUUAGCUAAUGGGGCCUCCCGCUGCUUCCGCGCCACCAGAGCACGAUUUCUGUUCUCAUCCUGAAGCAAAGUUCUUAACCUGAAGCACUAUUUCUGGGUUAGCGGAGUCUGUAACCUGAAGCGUAUGUAAUCUAAGGUACCACUGUAUAUGUAUACGUGUGUGUGUGUGUGUGUGCGCGCACACACACACACACACACACACACAUAUAUACACACACACACACACACACAGUGGUACCUCGGGUUACAUACGCUUCAGGUUACAUACUCUGCUAACCCAGAAAUAGUACCUCGGGUUAAGAACUUUGCUUCAGGAUUAGAACAGAAAUCGUGCUCCAGCGGCGCAAAGUUGGAGGCCCCAUUAGCUAAAAUGGUGCUUCAGGUUAAGAACAGUUUCAGGUUAAGAACGGACCUCCGGAACAAAUUAAGUACUUAACCUGAGGUACCACUGUAUACAUACACACACACACACACACAUAUAUAUAUAUAUAUAUAUAUACACACACACACACACACACACACACACACACACACAUAUAUAUGCUGUUAAAUACCCUGGAAACUAUUGAAGGUGCCAAAUGCAUUUCUGGGGUGGGUAAACCAAAACUUAAGAGAUUGCUACAGAGAAUGCCCUCUCCUCUGUCGCCACCACCCAACCUUCUGAGCCAGUGGAACUGCCAAGAGGGCUUCUCUGUUGAGCUUAACAUCCAAGAGGGUCUGUAUGGAAGGAGGCAGUUUUUCAGAUAUUUGGGACCAAGUCGCUUAGAACUUCAAACGUCAAUGUGUCCAUCUUAAACUGGGCCCAGAAAUGAAACGGCAACCAGUGCAGCUUUUAUUUUAAUAUGAAUUCUAAGUGGAACCCCAGCCAGUAUAUCUCCUGCUGCAUUUUGGUCCAGCUGAAGUUUCUUGCUAUGAUCUGUCCAGCAGCAGCAGCAGCCAAGAGGAACAACAGCAUUUCUUUGUAGGCAACGGGAAUGUUCUGUCCCAUCAUAUAUGGUGAAGUGGGUUACACCAAGAGGAACUUGGCAGCUCUGUGAGGCCAGCACCCUUCGCAAACUACAGCCCCCAGCAUUCUUUGGGAGAAGCCAUGGCUGUUAAAAGUGGUACAAAGUGCUUCAAGUGAAUGCCAAGAAUGUGAGUUCGAGAGGACUUCCCUAAACUGGUAGGAGGGUCCUGAUGUAAAACGGGCACAAUCUCCGCUUGCUCUUACCCAAAGCCCAACUUUGCAUUCACAUUUGAUUCAAUUACAUUUGUACUUGAUAUUCUUCUUAAAAUAAACCUUUUGACAGAAAAAACCAUUGUUUGGCAGCUAACUUGGCUGAGACGUAGCGCUAGGGAACGGAAGCUCCAGCCUUCAUUAUUUUUUUCCAGAAAACUGCAUAUAGUUUGCAGAAUGUUUCCCAACUGCGCCUCAAAAAAGGAGAGAAGAAGAAAACUACUGUGCUCGACUGUAGUGUUGAAUGCAAAGCACAUGUCACUGUCCUGGCUGCCCCGCUGUAUGUACUCUGCACAGCGAAUACUUCAAGUGGUGGAGAAAAUUGCAACAUAUGCUUGGGUUAACCAGAAGGUCAUUUGACGCAGCCAUCGCAUGGUCGGUUCCAAAAUCUCUGAUCAAGUUCCCAGUGUGUUUCACAAGGGGGUAACAGUUGUGGCAGGGGAAGCAUAGUCACAAAUGCACCAAUUGCUUGCAGCAGUUAAAAUGAAUGAGUUUCAUCCACCUUCAUUCCCAUCCUUUCUUAGCCUUGUCCAGAAAAUUGGAUGUUCAAGUAACAUUGCUUUCGUGAUGGGGAGGGGAGUAAAAGGGGAAGGUAGGGGAGAGAGUAUUUCAAACCCUGUUACUGAUACAUUAAGUGCUAUUUAAAGUAAAGAAUGCGUCUUGAAAAUGGAACUCUCUGGCUUUAGUUGCCUCGGUUAUAAAUAAGUGUUUCUUCGACUUCAGAAUAGAUAUUUUAUAUUAUUUUGACAAGGCAUCUUAUGUAUUAAAUGUGCAGAAAUGGAUUAGAUGUCUGCUAGUGCGCAAAUGGGUCAGGUGUCUAAUUCUUAAUGUUAAAGGUUAUCGUUCUCCUGGAGAAUUGAAUCACCCUGUAUAUUAUAGGCUUAGAAAUAAUCGCAGUCUCACGCUAAAUGCAGCAAGUAGAACAAAUCCCGGAAAAUGUCUUUGUUUAGCAGUUCUCCCUCUUACUAGGGGCUGUGGGAGUCUGGUUUGAAUAGAAGUUAUACCUGCAGGAGCUGUGAGGCAUAUAAAUGCUUUAAAGAGAAGAUAUACACUUUAUUCAUUUGCUUCUUUGUUUUUACUUAAUUGUAUUUUUAAGCGGUUUUGCUAGGCAAGCCCAUCCAAAGAGGCUUACAACAUUUAAAGCACAGUGAGUGAAUAAUAGACUAAUUUUAAUAAAAUAAAAAAAUCCCAUAAAGAUGAAAUAAAACAUUACCAACUAUUUUAACUGGAUGGUUAAUAUAAAGAGACGACAUUUUCAGAGCCUUCUGAGAUCCCUGUAGCAGAUCAAUAUGACUCAGUUCUGAAGGGAGAGAGUUCCUAAACUGUGGGGCCACCAUGGAGAAAGCCCAUUCUCUCAUAGGCACCUCCUUCACUUACCUAGGAGGAUGGCUACUUGAGGAUGGUCUCUGAAGCCGGUACCAAUGCAUGGGGCAGGAUUAUGCCGGCACAGGCAAUCCAACAGAUAACUUGGGCCCAAACCGUUUUAAGACUUUGAAGGUUAAAUGCAGUGCUUUAAAAUGGACCCAGUUAGCAGCAUUUUACAUUGGACCUGGACAUGAAACUUGCAUAAGAACGGUGUCACCGUGUCUCCCUUGGGAUUCCAUUUUCUAGCCCCUUGAAGUUUCUGAACCCUCAUCAAAGGCAGCCCCCAUAAAGUGUAAUACAGUCAUCUAAUAUAAGGUUACCAGAUUUUUUUUUUCCAAUGAAUCCGGGGACACUUUUCAACUUCAAUGGAUUUUGUAUGGGGACUGAUUUGUAAAUCCAGGGACUGUCCCUGGGAAACGGGGACACCUGGUAACCUUAAUCUAAUAUAGAUGUGGCCAGGGCAAGGAUCAGUGUGGUCAGGUCAGACCUCCUCGGAUGGAAUCGCAUCUGACAUACCAGCCCAAGCUGUUAAAAAGGCAUUCUUGGCAGCUGAUGCUACCUGGACUUUCCCAGUUGGUACUGAAUCCUAGAGCCCUCCUAAAAUACAUCCAUGUUCUUUUAUAGGGGGGCGAGGUGUCCCACACAAUACAAACUGCAAACCUUCACAAGGCACACAACCUAACUAAUCUUGGCUAAACGCCUAAUUAAACAGCUUAAACUUAGUCGCAACAUGGGCUGUGCAAUGCUAAGCACACUCACUUUAAAAAACACCUAAGUCUGCUGAAUUCAGCACAGCUAAUGAGGUUUCUUGCAACAUAUUUUGUCAGAUGUUGCUCUCUUUGGAGUUCAGAGUGGCCUCUUGCCUAAUAAUAAUAAUAAUAAUAAUAAUAAUAAUUUAUUUAUACCCCACCCAUCUGGCUGGGUUUCCCCAGCCACUCUGGGCAGCUUUCAUCAGAAUAUUAGAAUACAAUAAUCUAUUAAACAUUAAAAGCUUCCCUAAACAGGGCUGCCUUCAGAUGUCUUCUAAAAGUCUGGUAGUUGUUUUUCUCUUUGACAUCUGGUGGGAGGGUGUUCCACAGGGCGCGUGCCGCUAAUGAGAAGGCCCUCUACCUGGUUCCCUGUAACUUGGCUUCUCGCAGCGAGGGAACCACCAGAAGGCCCUCGGCGCUGGACCUCAGUGUCCGGGCAGAACGAUUGGGGUGGAGACACUUCUUCAGGUAUACUGGACCGAGGCUUGGGCCAUAAUAAAUCUGUUGGCAUUUAAGAUGUGCUUGUAUGUGUGCUUGCUAGAGAGUUUGACAGAGGGCACUGCACCUGUCUCCAGUGGCAGUGAAGGGUGUAGAGGAAAAUUAGGAAGUAGUUCAAAGUGGAAAGCCACCAAAUGUGGGUAAAGGCGAAGUCCCCGGGUCCCUCUCACCUUUAGCACUCAAAGGAAACAUAAAAAUAGACUUGCCGGUCAGGUGGAUGGCUGCCUCGUGAUUAGGAAAACUCUGUGUAAAGGGUUCAUAAGAAUUAAUCACACCCUUCUAACCUGUCAGCGAUUUCUUCACAGAGGUAACAAAGUGGCACCAAACUAGAAAUAGAAAGUUUGGUAGAAUCUUGCCCAAGGGAAACUUGGUAACCUCUAGGGGAGAGGUAAAACACUGUUAUUUAUUAAAAGCAAUUUAAGACACAGUAAAAAAGUAGAAGUGCUUUCUUUUCGAUUGCAGAAUGAGGUGGGUGCCAAACAGCUGAUUUUAGGUGUCAUGAAAGGACAGCAAACUUUUAGUAACUUCUGCCGCUUUGGGGGUUUUUUUCUACCAUCAAGCAUUAUAUAAAAAUUUUAAAUAAAUUGAUAAAUUAGUAAGACAUUUUUUCUCUUCCACUGAAAGGCACUUAUGUGGUCUCAUGUCUGAGAUGCCAGAAUAGCUUAGCCAGACUGGGGUAGAAUACAUCGUGACUUGAAAAGAAGGGCGCCAUUUUCUUUUUCACCUCAGGCAACAAAAUGUAUUGGGCCAUCCAUGUCACUUGCUUUCUAACACAUAUUGAUGUGGGACUACUCAGGGAUCCAGAUUUUUUAAUGGGUGGGGGGGAGUUGUCUAUAGCAUUUGUUAACAACUCAUCUACGUUUUGAUGCUAUUAGUAGUAACAAUCUCUAAAGCAGUAUAUUUCCAACAUAACAAGAAAUAUUUGCACAUAUUUGCCUUGCACAUGAAAUAUUUGUAUUUUUAACAUCAACCUGAAAGUUAGAAUGAGGCUGAAUGACCUUCUCCCUGGUCUUAAUACCACCAGUCAGGAUAUGUAGCAAGGUCCCUCAGGCAUCCAUCUGUCUGUCUGCAGCUUCAGGUGAUGGAGACAUAAUAUAACAGAAAUUUCUGGAAGAACAAAGACUAAAAACAUUGCAUUAGCCCUAGGUGAAUACAUUCUUGGGAGGUUGGAGGCAGUGGGUACAACAGGUGAAUGUGUGUCUGUGAAUGCCCUUUUUUGGGGUCAAAAUUGCUUAUAGAGCCAAUUUGCCAUUUUAGUUUUUAAAUUGGGUUACAAAUAGCACUACGGUUUAGGUGGCUUAAUACAAGUGUGGUCCUGUCGUUUGGCAAUGACAUAUGUGACUGGCUUUCUCUGCAAUAAAUCCAGAACUGUCAGUUUGGUCCCCAGUCAUUGGUUUGGAACGGGGAACUACAACUAUUUUAAAUGCACUUACUUCACAUACGGACACGGGUGGCGCUGUGGGUUAAACCACAUCAGAAGGUUGGCGGUUCGAAUCCCCGCGACGGGGUGAGCUCCCGUUGCUCGGUCCCUGCUCCUGCCAACCUAGCAGUUCGAAAGCACGUCAAAGUGCAAGUAGAUAAAUAGGUACCGCUCCGGCAGGAAGGUAAACAGCGUUUCCAUGCGCUGCUCUGGUUUGCCAGAAGCGGCUUAGUCAUGCUGGCCACAUGACCCGGAAGCUGUAUGCCAGCUCCCUCGGCCAUUAAAGCGAGAUGAGCGCCGCAACCCCAGAGUCAGUCACGAUUGGACCUAAUGGUCAGGGUCCCUUUACCUUUACCUUACUUCAUAUACAUAGUUCAUAGCAUUGCAUGUGCUUGGUUUUCUUGUUCUUUUUUGUCUAAGUUCAAGAAGCUUGAAUGGCUCUUGCUUGGGAUGCAAUCCUGCCCUGAGUUACAUUUGACGUCGGUCGGUUUUGUUGAUGGGGAAGGACUGUAGCGCUUGUUCCUAAGCCAUAGAUUUCCAAAGGGUGAAAAUGGAAGGAAAUGCAGAAAAGUAGUGAUCUAAAUCCAUCUAUAACUAUUGCUCUCCAUGGAGCUAGGACACAAAGUGCAAACCUGUCCUCUUCAUGAAAGCACAGGCAAUUAUGUGGGCACAUUUGCAGCAACUGAAUCCCUUCCCUUCCCUAGCAUGUUCCUGUGGACAUGUUGAGAGUGUAAGGCUGCAGAAAGCAGACUUUCUGCCAAAUCUUGUUCCCUUGGGUUUAGAAGGAAACAACCUGCAAUUGCUGUGUGGAAGGGAAGUGGCGUUUCACAAGAGGAGGCUUGAAUGUUCUGGAUACUGGUUAUUUCUCUGUGACAGAAGACCCCUGGCAUAGAAUUCUGGUUUGUUCUGCUCUGAAAACACAUCCCCUGGUUCCCAAUUCAUUGUAAAUGGAAAUAAGUAUAUUUCUAGAGAGGCGCAAACAACGCAAGGAUGUUCGCAAUGUAACUGCAAAUUUUAGCAUUUACUUUCUAGUUUUGUUUAAAUGGGGCAAUAUACAACAGCGCUUGAGAGAAGAUGUCUCUGGUCUGAGCCCUUUUGUGCAAAAAAUAUUGGCAUCCUAUGGCUCUUCCCACAUUGAGGUCCCAAUGGUAGCUUCAUCAUGUGUAGUAGUGGCAAGUUCGUAGACUUAACUACCCAGUUGCCUUCUUGCACCAUGUUACUAUGUUUACCAGUUGUGAAAUUUGUCUUCAUGAACCCUCUUGUUGGGGCAAUCUGGAUCCAGUUUCAUGGAACGGGAAAGUAGUUGCAAAAAUAAUCCUUACUUGACUAAAUCAAAGCUAUAUACAAAGGUAAGAACAUAGCUGACUCAGGAAGGUGUGUGUGUGUGUGUGUGUGUGUGUGUGUAUGUGUGUAUGUGUGCUGGUCCCCAAGCCUCUGGCUAGGAUAUUUUGAUGCAUUUGCUUGCUACCAUUUUAUGUUGCUUAAAUCUGCCAGCUCUCUGUUACCUCUGAAUAAGGAUGAGUUUGCUUUAACUUUAAGCUUUUCUCACUCCCUGCUGCCUUUGACACAAUCCUCACUACAAAUAGGGUGUUUUUUGUUUUGUUUUGUUUUGUUUGCUCGCAGGCAGAUUUAUUGCACUUUGACUUCAAGAGUUUAUUUAAGGCCUAUGCCUUUAAAAUGGUAGUUCCACCCACAGGCUGCCUUUAAAAAGGAAAAUCACUGUUGUGAGGUGGAGCUGAGGACCGCACUGCCAACAAAAUUAUAAGUAGUUGCUUCAGCUUGCUUGGGAACAUCUGGAGUUUGGAGGAUGAUAUAUAGUAGUAGGUCUCUGUAGCAAUUUUAGAGACGUUGAAAGCCAGAUUGAGUUACUGGUCUUAGCAGUUAUAUAGCUCCUAGGAUCUUAUGUCUAUGGAAAGGGAAUAAUCCUUCCUUUCUGCAGACUUGACGCUGCCACCCAGUGAAAUAUUUUUGUGAGCUUGUCUGUAAUUUGGUGAAUCUUUACUUAUCACCAGAGAUAAGUAAGCGGUUGUGACUAUUUUUUGAAAUCUAGCAUAGCACUAGGCAGCAACUUGCAAGAUAUCUUUUCCUGCAUAAAACCACAGAGAAUUGGAAUUCUUAAAGACGACUUGAGAAAAGUUGGUGAGUUGGAGCUGCUUGGGAUUUUAUAUCAUGUGUAUCUCAAACUGCAUACUUAAAUUGAGGUAGUAUAUCAACCCAUGAUUUGGAUAAAAAAAUUUAAAAGUAAGGUAAUGAUACUAUUUUAUUCAUUCUGCUUGCCCUGAUAAUUCAUACGGCAGUGCUGUUUAUAUCCUGUCAUGAAAGCAUAGCUAUCUCUUUGCAGGUGUUAAAUCUUUUCUGAAGUCCUAUCAAAUGCAACAGUUCUGUAUAACAUUAAGAUUAUAAUCUACCUUUUCUUGAAAUUCAUAGCUAGCCAUCACUAAUUUCACUAACUUCUGCUUAUUUUAAUAUUCUUAAUCUUAAACACAUUUAAGGCAUUUUGCAUUUGGGUAUGUUCUCUGAGAAAGAGCUUUAUAAACUGUGUGUUUCCAUGUAUCCAUCAGAAAAACUGAAUUGUAUUAUGAAUUGGUAUUUUAAGCUUCCAAGGACAUUUUGGUGAAAGUAAGAUUUUGUGCAGAAAAAAUACCUUCAUGUUUGACAUGGUAACCACAUCAGUCUGUUUCAUUAUAUUGUCGCAUGGAGCACUAAAGAGUACUUCUGAACUUUGAAGUGUGUACUCAACAUGAGAAUAGGAUUUAGAUCCAAGGUGUUCUGAAUCUGAGUAAUCUUGAGCUUAUCACCAUGUCUUAAAGCAAAUGUGGAAAACCUGGGUACCUUACAGAUGUUGGUACACUCUCAUGGGGGGUAGGACCAUAGUUCAGGAACCACUUUGUAUACAGAAAGUCCCAUAUCCAAUCCCUGGCAUCUCUAGAUAGAGCAGGGAAAGACUGUUGUCUGAAACCUGGAGAGCUACUGCGAGUCACUGUAGAGCCAGUUCUAAGCUAGAAGGACACAAUAGUCUGACUUAAGAACAUAAGAGUUGAUAUAAAAAUCUUCCUAUCAGCCUCAGCCACUGUGUCUGGGGAUGAGAUGGUGGGAGUUGUGGUCCAACAGCAUCUGGGGGCCACCACAUUUGUAUAAAUGUGAAUAAGACAAGUAUUGCAAAAGGACACCAUGAAUUUGCAGUGUGGAGGAGGUCCAAGCUAACCACUUCAGCGUUUGUCCCUGGACUUCCCACCCCAUAGAAAAGAGGGGGGGGGAAUAUCUAACUCUGGUUUUAGAAGUGAGGUAGUUGUUUUCUUGGAGAUAAACUCUGAACUGGUGAGUGAGACAAGAUGGGGCUUCCUGAAAGAAAUCGUUGGAAGAAAUCAGAACAUCCCAACACCAAAAGAAGGACCUGUAAGUAAACCUAUGCAGCAUGGAGUUGUUUCUUAAAGGAAGCCUAAGCAGCCUUCAGCUCUCCCAGAUGCAGCAGGUGCAGAAUUUAGAGACUUGAUGUAAAGAAGGCUUGCUGGAGGAUUAGCUGGAACUAGCCAAAGAGGCAGAUGAUUUUUUGAGAUUGGAUAGUUAAGCAAUAAGUUAACCCAAUAGGUUUUCAGUGUCUGGGAUCAGGUUCUUAUUAUUGGUAUAUCUCUAAGAAGGAUUAAUGUCAAAACCCCCAUGAGUUAUGGGGUCAAAGUCAACUUGAAAGUUUAAGUUACAAAGAUGCCGUGAAGAAAGAGGGAUUACUGACAGUUUGUCUAGCAGAUCAGUCCUGCUGGUGUGGCAUAAUAUACCUCAGUAAGUGACUUAUUCAAGGUUUAAAGUUUAGAUCUAUAGUUUUGCAUAGGGCACAUUAUAUUGGCCUGGGGCAAUUGGAGGAAUAAAGAAGAGUUCCCUGCAGAAUUGACUGUAGAUAUGAGGAGUUUUGUAGGUUUGGCAUAUAUAGAGAUGAUUGCAAUGAAAGACAGGAGACCCUAGGAACCUGUUCACUGAGAGAAGCUUCCUGUGAUCUUCGUGGAAAUAUGCCUAGAGAACUUUUGAGAAGCAGUAGAAAUUGCUACACAAAUUGAGUCUUUCUACAUAGCAUCUGGACCAAGAAAAAUACUGUUGAGUAAUAUCCAAAGUGCUGCCAAUUUGGUACGCUGGAAUUAGUUCACAGGUUAAAAUUACCGUAUUGGCCUGAAUAUAAGCCUCACUUUUCCCCCAAAUUCUGACCGUGAAAAGUUAAAGUGCGGCUUAAAUUCGUGACCUUACAAAAAUUGGCUUUUACGAUAUCGCUGCUGAAACAGACAUAUGGUAAAACAGAACGGGUGUGAAUGUCUGCGGAAUUUUAAGGGAGCGGCUUAUAUUCAGGUAUUGUCUUUUUUCCUCUCCCCCCCCCUUGAAUUCUAAAGGUGCAGCUCAUAUUAGGUGUGGCUUAUAUUUGGGCCAAUACGGUAGCUAUUGGUACUUUCUGACUUCAGUGAACUAAUUUGUAAGGAAUCAGGAAUACUAAUUUCGAAAAGGAGAUACACAACUGAAAGUUCAUCCAGAAACCACAAACUCCACCACUGUCAGGAGCUACUGCAUUCUGCCCUAGGUGGUGAACCACUGCAACCUUUUUCGUUAAAUGCCUUUUGGGCUCAUUACACGUACCCGAUCUUACCAUUGGAGCUUUCUGGGCAGGCUUCCUUUUCCAGUUGACCCUGCCUUGAGCUACAUGGUUUACCUGAGCUGUAACGUUUCUGUUCUUUCUCUUUGGUCCUGAUUCUUGCGGUGUUCUGCAAUUCUUGCCUUCUGAUCAUCUUGACUCCUGGCACAUAUUCCAGAUCCUGCUUCUAUAAUAGCCUCUAAGCUAUUAUAGUUCAUAUAAAAAGACAUCUGAACGUGAAACAUGGGCUGUGAACAUUUUACUCUGAAUCCAGAGUCUCCAACCGCUGACUAUUAGCCAAAAUCCAUAUUGAUCUCUGUCCUAUCACUUCUUUUGAAAUACUGCAUUUUGAUGUGUCCCCCUCCCCACCUAGCUUCAAUCUGAAUUGAGAAAAUGAAUGGCCUAGCUGCAUUUUAAGCUUGCAGUAUCCACGCCACUUGAGAAUACAUGAUCUGAUGGUGUCCACAAAUGUGCCAGAUUUUAAACAUCUGAUAAAAAAAUGCCACAAGUACAGGAAGUUAGCUCUUUGAAGCAUGUGCCAUUUAGUGGUUUUAAACCACUGUGGUUUGUGUGGGCACUGCUGCAAUUCACUGAACAUAGGACCUUUCUCCUUUGAACCAAUAUGGAAAUAAUUGUCUUUAAGAGCUUCCAAGAGACUCUGGCAUGCUUUCAGCUGCAGUUACAUAACUAUCCAGUAUUGUAACAGGCUUCAGCAUAACACAGGGACCGAGCAGUCUGGCCUUCUGUACCAAUUCUGAUAACCACUAUCAUAUGGUGAUUAAAAUGCUGAGCUUAAACCAGGGGAAAGUAGGUGCAGGCACCUAUUUGCACCAUGUUUGCUGCACAGUUAGCUUUCCCCCAGUUGCUUCUCUCAGCCUAGCAACGGGGGUUGUGAUAAAAUGGGGAGCAACUCUCAUAUAUAAGUUGCAUUGAGCUCCUUGGAAGCAGGGUGGGAUAUAAAUUUGGGGGUGGGGGGGAAUGAAUUACUUCCAAGGCCUUGGUAUCAUUCUUUCUACAAUGCCUCAUGGCGGUUGCUGUUCGAGCAAUUCAGUCUUGCUGUGGCUAACCUCUUUAAUCAUUUAUGUAAAGCAGGCCCUGCGUUUCUUUCUCCUUUUCAUCUUCCCUUACACCUUUUGAAGGAUAUUUUUGAAAUGAGAUUGCCUACACUGAGGGGCUCUCCUGCAAGUGCCUGUCACCCUUUAUCACUUUUAAUAUGUAGAAAUUGCUCAGAGGAAUUUCCAUCCAGCCUUCUCACGGUCCAUAGCAUUGUUGGUAUUAUUGCAAACAUCUGCUCAGAAGUAGGAGCUUUGAUCUGGGGCUGUUUGCUGAAUUCAAGCACGGCGAGGGACAAAGCUGAGUCGCUCACUUGGCCAUGUGUGGCAUGUUAGGAAAGUUGUGGUGUGUGCUGCCUAAUUCCAGGUCCGCUAAAGUCAGUGGCUGCUUGUGAAUGUCUGGAUUGCAGCCUACGACUGCCAUCAAAAGGACAUUUGUUCUAUUGAAAUCAAUGAUGUUUAAUUCCAGGUAAGAGCCUCUGGAGGCCACCUUGGUCAUACCUGUGCAUAUCAAUCAUAGUGGUGCUACUGUGUCUUUGCAACAUUUUUUCUUCUAUACAGUGGUACCUCGGGUUAAGUACUCAAUUCGUUCCGGAGGUCCGUUCUUAACUUGAAACUGUUCUUAACCUGAAGCACCACUUUAGCUAAACGGGGCCUCCCACUGCCGCCACGCCGCUACUGCACGAUUUCUGUUCUUAUCCUGAAGCAAAGUUCUUAACCUGAGGUACUAUUUCUGGGUUAGCGGAGUCUGUAACCUGAAGCAUAUGUAACCCGAGGUACCACUGUAUUUAUUACAGUAAUUUAUAUCCCACAGAAAACUACAGUGGUACCUCAGGUUACAUACGCUUCAGGUUACAGAUGCUUCAGGUUACAGACUCCGAUAACCCAGAAAUAGUACCUCGGGUUAAGAACUUUGCUUCAGGAUGAGAACAGAAAUUGUGUUCCGGUGGCGCUGCGGCAGCGGGAGGCCCCAUAAGCUAAAGUGGUGCUUCAGGUUAAGAACAGACCUCCAGAACGAAUUAAGUUCUUAACCCGAGGUACCACUGUACUCAAGGCAGGUCUCAAUUUUAAAAUAUGUACUGAAAAAAUGAAAAUAAAACAUUGUUAAAUAUAUUAAAAUUACAGGAAUUUAAAGACAUUAUGGAAGAGGUGGUAUUUAGUUUUUUAAAAAGCACGUUGGAAUAAAACUGUUGCUUUUGCAAAUUAUUAUACAGCAAUGCAAUCUUGAUGCAUGUGCCUCUCUUGCUCCUCACAAGGUCUUUGCAAUACCACACACUCAGGGUUUUUGUGCAGUGGCUGGAUUGUUUUGCGAGCUGCAGUGCCAUGCAGCAACUUUAAGCACUGCACCAACUGUUUGCCUUGUACUGCGUAAAAGCAAACACAUAGUUAAGAGAUCAUUUGCUUGGGUAAACUUCAGUUAUCACUGCAGCUUGUGGGGAAAUAAUGUCUAAAGUUUGGCUUCCUGUGGCUGCAUCCAGUACCCACUUGCUGCAUUGAACUCAAUGGAAGUUACUUCCAAGAAGGCAUGUAUAGCAUUGCAUAAGUUAGGAGAGCGUCCAUUAGACCAUAGAAUCAUAGAGUUGGAAGGGACUUUGAGGGCCAUCUCAUCCAACCUGCUUCAAUGCAGGAAAGUUUGGGGCUCAAACCCAUGAACCUGAGACUAAGAGUCUCAUGCUCUACCAACCGAGGAUAGGAUUUCUCUCCCCUCCCAACUUAUAGUUAUUCCUUGAUUGCUCUAGAAUUACUUCUUUAUUAAAGCCAGCCUACUAAUAACACAAAUACUGGUCAUCAGUACAACUGAUCACAGCAAUAUCCUUGAACGAUAUGCAACUGAUGCAUUUGAGAGACACAGAGAGUGUUUCUUUUCUAGCUCUCUUUAACAAUUCAGUUGAUGGUAUUGUGGCAUUUGCCUCCUAGGUGGGUCAUAAGGAAAGGGUUAAGUGAGUGUGAAGUGAUUGGCCAGUGGGAACCCAAGGGGAGCAGUUAGAGUUGGAGUUGUGUGGAAGUCAGUUGAGAGUUGGGAGUUGGAGAAGGAAGAGGGAGGAUAAGUCUGUGGGUUGGUCGAGUUGUGUUGUGAGUGAGUGAGAGGAACUGUUAGGUGGAGUCAGAUAGAUAGUUGGGAUAAUCAGUUUGAAGUUGUUAGGAACGAAUAGGUCAGUAAAGAAACAGUAAAGAAACUAAGAUUAAGAAACUGACAAGAAAAAUUAACUGAAACCUUAAACUUGUUCACGCUUAUAAAAAUAAACUUGAUUAUUUGUUAAUGUUAACAACUGUCUGGACUCCGUGUGUACCCAAGGGGAACGGGUUGGUGGCAGCGAAGAGGCAAUCACAGUGGUGGCACAGGGAUCAAUAGACCGUCAAACGUCCGGGGACCCUGUGUGAUCGCCACAGGUAUUAACUGGUGCAGGGCUUCACGGGCUAUACUAACGGAUGGAAGUAUCAACCUAUUCUAGACCUACUUUCCCCUCUAAGCAACUCUCUGGAAGUUGAGCAGGUGAUGUGCCUACACAAGAAGCCACCUGGAAACUCCUCAGCUCAUGUCUUGAGGUUCAUGAUGGAAGAAAGAUGGGAUGUAAAUUAAAGUGUCUGGAGCACUGGGCUGAGGAGAAGUAAGGCAGGGAUGUGGGAGAAAUGUGCUGUUUCUUUUUAACCCACUCCCCACAUCACAUUCCUGCUUCGUAUGUGAACUCAUGUCUACCAUUGUUCUACCAUGGUGUGUUUGUGACUUGGAGCCUCAUUUCUGAAGCUUUGCUAUUCAUCACUGCUUUUCGCUGUGGAUACUAUCCAAAGACAGUCAUGUACAUACUUGCUGCAGACAUUCAGGGCACACACAGCUGAAAACUAGUUCCAGCUUUUCUUAUGUAGCACUUGCUGGUUAAAACUUGACGCUCUCAGUUCAUAGAAUCAUAAAAUUGUAGAGUUGGAAGGGACCCUGAGGAACAUCUAGUCCAGCCCCCUGCAGUGCAGGAAUAUGCAGCUGUCCCAUACGGGGAUCAAACCUGCAACCAUGUUGUAACCAAGUGGGCCAUCCAGAGGAAUGUCAAUAAAAUGCCCUAAUCCAGAUACGGAGAUCUGUACAUGGCGGUAGGCUUCUGUGUAAUGCUUCCUGGAGCAGGAACUGCGUUGUGCAUCGGGAUGUGAACGCUGUCUGUCAGAACAGCUUUUGUUACCAGUGGAUACAUUAUCCUUGUCUUCGGACCAGGUGUAAACAACAUUUUCCUGUGUAUCUAUAAGCUUGAAAUGCAUAGCUCUAGUUGAUUGAACCGAUUAAACUAAUCAAAACUUGCUUGUUAGAUAUGCCAAGUCACCAAACUGGCUUUGUGGGUAUGUAUAUAACAUAUGCCCAGUUUCCACAGGGAAAGAAGCCAAAGUGACUUCGCCUUUCGUGUAUAAUGGGAAUGACUUAUACGAAUAGCAAAGCUCCCCCCCCCUUGUUUGGCAAAUAGGUGGGCACGCUCAGUGUCAUCCAAUCACCUGUGGCUGCUUUUCCUCCACCCCCUAUGAGCAAGCAGCUCCACACCACCUCCCUGUUUCUACUUUUAAGGCAGAUGUUUAAGUAAAACCAGUCUGAACCGUUUGCUGCCUACACUUACAGAUACAGAAAUCCAUAUAAUCUGAACAUUAUUGUUGGGUGAGUAAAGCUUGGGCUGAAAGUAAACCUGUAUCGAAGUAGAAGCUUUGCAGCUUGGAAAACAUUCGCUGAAAUGGUUUGUUGGCAGGAAUUAGCAGUUAAGCGUACAAACUAUAUUGGAAACUAUAUUGAAUGCAUAAAAGAAAGAUAGAAACGGGGUGUGGGGAGGAGGAUUUUAUUCCUCGGGGGAAUGUCUGAAACUCUGAUGGUGCUCUGCUUUUCUCAGUAAACACCUUAAGGAUUCCACUGCUGGAAGUUUGCAAAGAUACUUAUGUGCAGCAUAAAUGAAAACUGACAAAUAUUCUUGAAAAUGUUUUAGCAUAAUUGGGCAUCUGGGGCUGUCUUUUCUCCUUCUGCUGUAGCUUAAUGGGCAGCUGUUCUAGAGUGAUAAGGCUGGAUGGUGCAGGGAGGGGAACGCUUUGCUCUGGGAUUCCCAGUGUGGCACCUGAGGACACCAGGACAGCCUCUGGCACACACCCCACUCCCCUUGUGCCUGCCAAGGCCUGCUACUUCUCUCAAUUUUGCAUUUUAAAAAUUUAGGGGGGUUGGGCUUUUCUUUUGGGAGGUGGCCUGCUUUUUUGCCUGUGUUCCGUUUGUUUUCAGUGCGUGUUUUGUCUGGCAGGAUUCUGACAAUCACCAGUUUUUCUUCUGUGAAAUGGGUAUUUUGGGGUACCAAUGACAGUUUCUUAGAUUUCCUAAUGUGUCUCCAGAGCCCAAAAGGCUGGGAUCUCCAGGCUUAAGUUUCUAAAAACUUUUUUACAAGUUGCAACAUGCAUGCCGUUGCUAUCUUCCCUUCUUUUUCUUUUUUUAAAGUUAGAGGACAAGCCCUGGUGGCAAGUUUUUUACGAGUUGGUAUAUCAGAAAUGGCAAUCGUAUUAUCAGCAGAAGCUUGCAAUAGCAAUUGUAUUUACCUGCAAAAGUACUGCCUUUCAAAAGCUGCAAAAUGUGAUACCCUUCCACACCUGCUGUGUUCAGAACAGAUGUUCGAGUACCAGGCAUCAGAAAUAACUGAAUAUUUAUUGUGACUGUUGUCGUACUUUCAUAGGACGAGAGAGAAUUGCAGCUGCAGCCCUAUAAGAGAGGGCAACUCUGCUAUGAGCUAGGAAUAUCCUACUCUAGAUAGCUGAAUUAGCUAGAGCAUGGUGUUGAUAACACCAAGUUUGCAGGUUCAAUCCCCACAAGGUUUUCAACCUUUUGAGUCCACUGCUCCCUUAAUCAACUACAUUCCUUUUGCGGCACCCCUGUGGGGCUUAGGAGCCCAGUUAUGUCACCCCUUUCCGGCAGAGCUGGCAGCCCCUCACCCUUUUUUGAACACCCUCCCUUGCAGAGUCUUCCCUCUGCCUCCUCUCCUCUCCCCUCUCCUUGGGAGUCCUCUGUGCAGCUGCUGCUGCCCCCCUGGUCUCUGAGCUGUCCCCAAAAGAGGUGCCUCAUCGCACUGCCCCACAGGGGCCUGGGACUGUCCAUUCCCAACAGGAAGGGCUGGUGGAGUGGCUGGCUGGACUCCCUCGCCCGCUUGCUUGCUUACUCCAAGGCCACCUUAGCUCCUGGCAACCAGCAGCCCCCUGGCCAGCCUAGAGUCACCAUUCGCCUGGGGAGCCUGUAGCCAGGGCUGCUGCAACAGCUUUGCAAUCCUUUGGGAGGCAGAGACGCAAGAGGGCAUGGGGCAGGGGGAGAAAAAGGGACAGAGGCCAAUGUUGCCCACAGCACCCCUGACCAUCAUUCAAGGUGCCGGAGGGUGCUACCCACACUGGUUGAAAACCACUGCCAUUUGGGAUAGCUGCAUAUUCCUGCAAUGCAGGGGUUGGACUUGAUAAUCCUCAGGGUCCCUUCCAACAAGCCUAUGAUUCUAUGGUUGCAAGGGCUCUGUGGAUUAUGGAACAUAAAUUGUGUUUUUUAAAAACUUUUUAAAUUCAAAAUUAAAACAAAACAUAUUAUCCAGAAACAUAUCCUUAUUUCCCCCCACCCUCCCACACAAAACCCACCCACCCCCACCCCUGACUUCCCUCAGUUCCAGUCUUUGAUUUCUCUAAGAAUGCUGUUUUCUGCAUGUUACACAGUUGUAUAGAUCCUCAAACUAUUUAGCUGAUUAUUAUCAAUAAAAAGUUGGUGAAUGCUUAUUCAAAGCCAGCCAAGGAGUCCAGUUCGCUUUGUUGCGUCUUCACAUACUUUGUAAAGUACAUCUUUAAAGUCACAGUUAUCCUUGUCCCGCAGCUUAUAUGUCCCGUAGCUUAUACUUACCUGGCAGGGGAGACACCUUGAUCAUGGAACAUAAAUUGAAGGACGUUCGAGGGUAGAGCUGGUUUGGUUUUUUUAGUUUAGAUUGUGAAGGUUAGAGUAGAAACUCCUCUAUCAAGAUACAUUAGCAGGGGUGGGAAUGCAUAGACUGGUGAGAUUAAAUUUAUUGCAAGAGCAGAGGGAGCUCUCAUGUGGCAGAGGCUAGUGGGUGUUGCGAGCUUUGUGUAAUUUAGAUUGGGUGCCUUUGGAACAGCAAAGUAAAUGGUGCAAUAAAACCUGUCCACAGAAAGCAGGAAUAAUUAUCUGUUUAAAUGAAUGAGUAACUACUGACAUCCUAAUUUUUGUGCAAUAUGGUAUACUUUGGAAAAGAGGUAACAACUUGGAUUUUAAGUUGUUGGUAUUUAGUAAUAGUACAAGAAUGUGGUGAACAACAUCAGAGUAUACCACAGACAUAGGCAAUAGAAGGAUGUUCUUCUAUCAUCAAACCAGUUCAAUGGUUUUUAAUUUCAGUUCAUAAUGCUUUGCAACAGAUGUGGUUUGCUAAUAUAUAUAAAUUUACUGAUAGCACUUACAUAUUAUUUGGAUGGCUUUCAAACCAUAGAAUAUUAAAACAAAAUAAAAAAAAUUCCUUCCAGUAGCACCUUAGAGACUAACUAAGUUUGUUAUUUUGUUUCGACUUUGGCAGACCAACACGGCUACCUACCUGUAACAUAGAAUGUUAAAAUACAAUAAUGAUAACAGAAUAAAAAGAGUAAACAGAUAAUGGAUUAAAAAUUGAAUGUUGUUGCUUUUAUAUAAAAAAUCAACAGAAAGUUAAAUAGCAUAGUGACCUAGACAGUAUUACUGAUAUAAAAUUCAGAGUAUUCAUGAUUUCACAAUUUAAAAGUUUGAAUUGGUUUGGUUUUUUUUAAGUCUGUACCUGGUGCCUAAAAUGAAAUAAAGUUUAUUCUACACCUUGGGACAGGAGCGUAUUUUAGCAGCAAUUUGUGCAAAAUGAAUAGGUCUGUAGUCAGUGACUCUCUGCUGCAAUGUCAUGUCGGUGAGCAUUGCUGUGCUAUGCAGCUUUUUAUCUGGUGGAUGAAACUGUGUAAUUUUCAUGACAUAUAAACGGUGGGUGGCAUCUGAACAAGUCAUACAUUGACUAGACCUAUUGGAAAUGGGACUUCUACCAUCAUUGAUCUCAUUGGAUCUACUUUUGAGUUAGUCAGAUGCCACUCUAUGGCAAAUUUGGAGGAUUGCAAAAUGCAGUAAUCUCUCUCAUUUUUCAGGCUCCUUCAUCCAGAAUGAUAACCUGUGGACCAGCCUUCUCGUUCGCCCGGUGCCUCUUGCGGAGAAAAAUCGUCACUGUGGACAGCCUUGA
Podarcis lilfordi (Lilford's wall lizard) is the source of this 43878-nucleotide messenger RNA. Lineage: Eukaryota; Metazoa; Chordata; Lepidosauria; Squamata; Lacertidae. The record is from the annotation of a GenBank genome assembly.